Messenger RNA from Brassica napus (rape), 634 nucleotides. Its product is annotated as leucine-rich repeat protein 1-like. The transcript has a single exon. Bases 34 to 609 code for a protein of 191 amino acids. NCBI's taxonomy places the organism in Eukaryota, Viridiplantae, Streptophyta, Magnoliopsida, Brassicales, Brassicaceae. Gene Ontology annotation, molecular function: protein binding. The record is from RefSeq and is a predicted model, not a curated record.
AAGAAAGAAGAAGAUACUUAAAGAAUUUAAACCAUGAGCUACACUUUCUUCCUUCUUUUGCUCACUCUCAUCCACUCUACUUUCUAUUCAUUAGCUCGUAUGGACCGAGCCGAUCUUAAAUCCAUCAGAGACUCUUUAACCGACAUGCCAGGCUCAGCCUUCUUCUCCACUUGGGACUUCAUAGUCCCUGACCCUUGGUCAUCCUUCUCUAGUCUCACUUGCACUUCUCUAGGCCGCCUCACCGCCUUAACUCUUGGCCCCAAUCUCUCCGGUUCGCUAUCUCCUUCUAUCUCCAAACUAGCCCAUUUGACCCAAAUCGUUAUCAACCCUGGUUUAGUCACCGGUCCUCUCCCUUCUCGGUUCGAUCUCCUCCCUCUCCUUAUACUAAUCUCCUUGACUAGAAACAGCUUAACCGGUCCUAUACCCAAUUCUUUAUCAUCUCUCUCAAACCUCCACAGUCUUGACCUUAGCUAUAACCAACUCUCAGGCUCUCUUCCUCCUUUUCUUACUACACUUCCUCGUCUCAGAGUCCUUGUUUUAGCCUCAAACAACAUCGUAUAUAUACUAGAUUGUUUUCUUUUUGGACAAAAAAGAUAUAAUAGGAUAUAAAUGGUGACGGAGGGAAUUAAAAUGA